AUGGAUUCCCAGGAGAUCAAAGAGCUGCAGCAAGAAGUGAUGGAGGAGCUGGGAAUCUCCAUGGAGGAGCUCCAGGAUAUCAUCGACAAAGAGCUGGAGAAGUUUGAGUGCGUGAAGCAGAGGAAGCAGCAACUGGAGGAGCUGGAGAAGUGCGUGAAACAGAAGGAAGAAGAGGUGGCUCGCGUUGACCGGCUCUUUGAUGACGCUUCGAGAGCCAUUGAUAAAUGCGAGAUAUUGGUGAAGGAUCUCUACUCCAAGCUGGGCCUCCAGUACCGUGAGAGCAGUUCUGAGGACGAGGACUUGGCUGCCAAGGCCAUGGAAGUGAUUGAGAUCCCAGACGAGGAUGACGACGAUGUCAUGAGUAUCGAUUCGGGCUGGAAGCACAGUUCACUGCGGGAAGCCAUGGCUGCAAUGAGAAAGUCCGCCCAGGAUGUUCAGAAAUUUAUGGAUGCCGUGAACAAGAAAACAAAUGCCCAGGAUGCACAAAAAGGUCAGCCGACUGGGAGUGAUCUCAGCAAUGACGGCGAUUUGAACGUUGGCAUGAGGAUCCUGGGCAAGAAGAGAACCAAAACGUGGCACAAAGGAACUCUAAUUGCAAUCCAGACGGUCGGUGCUGGAAAGAAGUACAAAGUGAAAUUUGAUAAUAAAGGGAAGAGUUUGCUUUCUGGCAAUCACAUCGCUUAUGACUAUCACCCUUCACCUGAGAAACACUACGUUGGCAGCAGGGUUGUGGCAAAAUACAAAGAUGGGAAUCAGGUUUGGCUGUAUGCUGGCAUUGUGGCUGAAACCCCAAACGUAAAGAAUAAAGACAGGUUCCUGAUCUUCUUUGAUGAUGGCUACGCUUCAUACGUCAAGGAGUGGGAGCUGUACCCAAUCUGCAGGCCACUGAAAAAGACCUGGGAAGACAUAGAGGAUGUUUCCUGUCGCGAUUUCAUUGAGGAGUACAUCACGGCCUACCCCAACCGUCCCAUGGUGCUGCUGAAGAAUGGCCAACUGAUCAAAACGGAGUGGGAAGGCACCUGGUGGAAAUCCAGAGUGGAAGAAGUGGAUGGCAGUCUGGUCAAAAUCCUUUUCCUGGAUGACAAACGUUGUGAGUGGAUUUACCGGGGUUCCACACGCCUUGAGCCCAUGUUCAGCAUGAAGACUUCCACAGCCUCCACCCAAGAAAAGAAGCAAAGUGGACAAGCAAGGACUCGUCCCAAUGUCGGUGCUGUCAGGAGCAAAGGGCCUGUAGUACAAUAUACACAAGAUUUAACGGGAGCUGGUACCCAGUACAAACCUUUAGAGCAAAUGCAGGCAGCCUCGCUGGCUGCACGGCCCAUUUCUCCGCAGCCUCCCCUUCUUCCUUCGUGCAGAUGCUCCGACAGUCAGCUGGCCCAGUCGAGAAAGCAAGUGGCCAAGAAAAGCACUUCCUUCCGUCCUGGCUCCGUGGGCUCUGGGCAGUCGUCACCUUCUUCGCCUGUCCUAAGUGAUACACCUCCGGCGGGAAGGACCGGUGCGUCCCAGCAGCAUCGCGGCCAGGCAGGCAGCGGCACAGCACAGGCCUUCCAUGGCAUGAUGGACCGCGUGCCCAACGAGCCCUCUUACCGAGCCCCGCUGGAGAAACUCUUCUACCUGCCGCACGUCUGCAGCUACACCUGCCUGUCCCGCGUCCGUCCCAUCCGCAGCGAUCAGUACCGCAGCAAGAACCCCCUGCUCAUCCCGCUGCUCUACGACUUCCGACGGAUGACGGCCCGCCGACGGGUUAACCGCAAGAUGGGCUUCCACGUCCUCUACAAGACGCCAUGUGGGCUGUGCCUGCGAACCAUGCAGGAGAUCGAACGCUACCUUUUUGAGACAGACUGCGACUUCCUUUUCCUGGAGAUGUUCUGCCUGGACCCGUACGUGCUGGUAGAUCGCAAGUUCCAGCCCUACAAACCCUACUACUACAUCGCAGACAUUACCAAGGGCAGGGAGGACGUGCCGCUGUCCUGUGUCAACGAGAUCGAUAACACCCCACCUCCGCAGGUGGCCUACAGCAAAGAACGCAUCCCCGGCAAAGGGGUUUAUAUCAACACCAGCUGGGAGUUCCUCGUGGGCUGUGACUGCAAAGACGGCUGCAGGGACAAAUCGAAAUGUGCCUGUCACCAGCUGACAGUCCAAGCGACUGGCUGCACCCCGGGUGGGCAGAUCAACCCCAAUUCAGGAUACCAGCACAAAAGGCUGGAAGAAUGCCUCCCGACAGGAGUUUACGAGUGUAACAAGAGGUGCAAGUGCAACAUUAACAUGUGCACCAAUCGCUUGGUCCAACAUGGGCUCCAAGUCCGACUGCAGUUAUUCAAGACGCAGAACAAAGGCUGGGGCAUUCGCUGCCUUGAUGAUAUUGCUAAAGGCUCUUUUGUCUGCAUCUACGCAGGGAAAAUCCUCACAGAUGACUUUGCUGACAAAGAGGGGUUAGAGAUGGGUGACGAAUAUUUUGCAAACCUGGAUCACAUUGAGAGCGUGGAGAACUUCAAGGAGGGCUACGAGAGCGACGCAAAAUGCUCUUCUGACAGCAGCGGGGUGGACCUCAAGGACGAAGAGGAGGAGAACACAGGCACUGAGGAGCAGGAGGAGUCCAAUGAGGACAGCUCUGACGACAACUUCUGCAAGGACGAGGACUUCAGCACCAGCUCGGUAUGGCGCAGCUAUGCCACACGACGGCAGACCCGGGGCCAGAAGGAGAACGGGCUAUCGGAGACGGCCUCCAAGGACUCAGGGCUCACCCGGCAAAUCAGCCACGAUGAGACGGCGGUGGCUGCCUCCUGUAAGCUGCCGGUGUCGGAGGAGACCUCCAAGAACAAAGUGGCCUCGUGGCUGAGCUCCAACAGCAUGUCUGACGGCUUCCAGGACAAUGACAGUGCCUCCUCCUUCAAGAUGAGCGAAGGCGGCGAAGCCAAGGAACCUGAAGAUCCAACCAAAAUUCCCGGGCUAAGCGACUUGGGAAGGAUGUACGGCUACAACCCGAGCCCUCCCAAACUGGAAGGGAUCCGGAGGCCGACGAGCAAGACCGCCCUGCUGCAGAGCAGACGGCAUUCUCUCGCCCCGCAGCCCACCACAGAUGACGUGCUGACCCUGUCGAGCAGCACGGACAGCGAGGGGGAGAACGGGCAGGCGGUGGCGGGGCAGGCCCAGGGCACCACCAACGACAGCGACGACAUCCAGACCAUUUCCUCAGGCUCCGAGGAGGAGGAAGGGGACGACAAGAAAAACCCCUCAUCCGGGUCAGGUCCUGUUAAGAGGCAGGUGGCGGUGAAAUCCACCCGAGGCUUUGCCCUGAAAUCAACUCACGGGAUCGCCAUCAAGUCAACCAACAUGGCAGCAGCCGACAAGGGUGAGAGCGCGCCCGUCCGCAGAACCACCCGCCAGUUCUACGACGGAGAGGAGUCCUGUUAUAUCAUCGAUGCCAAGCUGGAAGGGAACCUUGGCCGGUACCUCAAUCAUAGCUGCAGUCCUAACCUCUUCGUGCAGAAUGUUUUUGUGGACACGCACGACCUCCGCUUCCCCUGGGUCGCCUUCUUCGCCAGCAAGCGGAUACGAGCCGGCACAGAGCUGACGUGGGAUUACAACUACGAAGUGGGCAGCGUGGAAGGCAAAGAGCUGCUGUGCUGCUGCGGGGCUAUCGAGUGCCGAGGGCGGCUGCUGUGA
This is a messenger RNA of Fulmarus glacialis (Northern fulmar), 3666 nucleotides long. RefSeq names its product SET domain, bifurcated 1 (gene SETDB1). The coding region runs from base 1 to 3666 and encodes 1221 amino acids. Gene Ontology annotation, molecular function: DNA binding; histone H3K9 methyltransferase activity; protein binding. Gene Ontology annotation, cellular component: nucleus. NCBI's taxonomy places the organism in Eukaryota, Metazoa, Chordata, Aves, Procellariiformes, Procellariidae. The record is from RefSeq and is a predicted model, not a curated record. Gene Ontology annotation, biological process: negative regulation of gene expression; heterochromatin organization. The transcript has 20 exons.